Amoebophrya sp. A120 is the source of this 3952-nucleotide messenger RNA. NCBI's taxonomy places the organism in Eukaryota, Dinophyceae, Syndiniales, Amoebophryaceae. The record is from the annotation of a GenBank genome assembly.
CGUGUCGUUUCUUUGUCGUCGAAAAUUUUCGCAGUUUUUUCCAUCGUUCUGCUAUCGGUUUGUUUCGCGGCACAACGUCGUGUCGUGGUGCGUGCCCACCACCUCCACCGCAGCGAACAGUGAUGGAUUGAUUAAACAAAGGAAGGUCACAGGAAAGCCGGUACGUUUGGUUCCUCUGCCGCCGGUUCGUUUUGACGGAUUCUUGCAGAUAACAAACAACUUCAAAACGAUGGUGCGUUCGCCACAAAAUAAUUCCCCGUUGACCCGGCCCGUGUAUUUCGGGCCACCCACGCUGGCGGAGUUCAAUGCCGCACAAACCUGGAGCGACACCGCCAGUUUGAUUGCCGAACGUGCGGAGGGCCGGUCGUUCCUAAACAAGCAAAAGGAAGAGUUCGAGCGGUUGGCCGAGGAGGCGGGGCGCAAUCUGGUGUUGGAGGACGAGGUGGAGCAGACGUCGAUAGACCGCGAGAAGCAGGAGGAGGAGGACUUUCUCGUGUGUUAUCUGUGGGAGACCGUCGGAAAAUGCGCGAACCGGGUGUCCGAGCGCAUUCUGACCAACCUCGACUACAUGCGCGACGGGGUGCUGCCGGCCAUUACGCGCCAGAUCACAGAAACCGAGGCGGAACUCGCCGUGCAGAUGGACCUCCGCACUCGACUGGAAGCUAAAGUGAGCGAGUGGCGCGAGUGGGAGAGUAGGGUCAGCUUCGUCGACGCCAAUUCCGAAGCAAUAACCGCCUGCAUUUCGAACACCAACGAACUUGCGGAGGAGGUCGAGGAGCAGCGCGCGCUAGAAAACGAGGAGGCAACGGAGUCCGAAGAAGAGGAGGACGAAGCAGGAGACGAUGGUCGUGGAGAGCGCAAAAAUAUUACAGAAGAUGGAGGUGAAAGUGCUGGUGGUGGAAUAGAAGUAUCCGCCUCCGAGGCGGACUUUCGCACUGGAAAAAAACAAACCAAUGUGAAGAAGCAGGAGCAAGACGCUCUGCAACCAGUCGAAGUUCCUCGAGUGGCGCACAUCCGCGAGAACACCCAGUACCGCCAGCGCCCGGAACCGUUUGCGGAGAAGUGGCUAAGUUUGUUGAACGACGAAACGAAGUACAACUUUCUGCGCGCGCUCUGGCUGGCCUUCCGGAACACACAGGAAUCUUCCGUCUACUUCCACGACCUGUGCGUGCCCCACGAGGAUUUCCGCGAGCUCACCUGGGGCGACGAGGCGAAGCAGAACUACGAUGGCAGCGAGCGGUACGACCCUGCCACCUUCGUGGAGCCCGUCCCCGAGCAUCUGGACGCCCCGUGGGAGGACCGGCUUCACUACGCGCUGACGGCCGAGCGGGCCGCGCACGACAUUGCCGAAUGGUCGUUCGAAUAUCAGGCGGCGCGCAUUCGCAACCUCCCGCGCGCCGAGCGCCCGGAUGUCCUGCGGAUCCGCGCGGACCCAACCCGGGCGGGGUCGCGGCUGCGCACAACGGAGCUGCCUCUCAUCCAGCACAGCUUCGGCACCGCGCGCAUGCUGAAGCCGGACCUGGUGCUUUCCUCGGAGCGCGCCAAGCAGGAGCAGCGGAAAUUUCGCGUCUUCCAGACCGAUUUCCAAGACCUCGCGGACGACCUGCAGGAAGUGGUGCACCCAGAAAAGGACCCCAAGCGGCUGAAACUGCAGCCCAACAAGACCAUCAAGGCCAUCACCUUUUCGUACGAAGGUCGCCCGGACGGCCAUGUGAACAUCAUUCCGGAAAAGGAGAAGGCCGAGGACGUCAUCGAUCUCAGCAUUCUGCAACAGGCAGACGGCGGGGGCGGGAGUCGAAAGAGUGGCGCGGGAACAAGCUCGUCGUCGUCUGCAGAACACAGCAGCUCUGCUGCCUCCAGCUCAGCCGCGAGCAGCGCUGCUGAGGAUGAGGAGGUGGUGGACGGCGCACCAACAGCGCAAAUGCAGGACACAAAGAAUCUUCAAGAACUAUCUGAAGCACCCUUUGAUCCUGCGACCAAAACCUUUCUCACGGAGGGCGCAGAAGAUCACCUCCUCCUUCAGGAUCCUUCACCGCAGACAAAUAUUAACGCGCCUCCAGAAGGAUGUGCAGAUGAACAAGAGGCCGCCUCAAGAUCACCAGGUGCGGAUGAGCAUCAAGCAGCUCCGCCGCUCUCACCGUCACGGCUAGCACCAAACAUUUUCCACGUGAACCCGACCGAUAACUCUAUGCGCGCCGACCUGACUGCCCUCGCUAAAGAGCGGAGUUUCCACGGCGCCAUCAUCGUGCACAGCCAGCACGUCGCGUUGCCGGGCAUGAAAUCCAUGUACGAGCGGCUAGAAUCGAACCGCAAGCCCCCGAGCGCACUUUUGCAGCGGAGCGGGCACCAGAAACAAGAUGUGGAGCUGGACGACGGGCGGGUGAUCCAAGCGGCCGAAGAGUCUGACGAAUCGGGGUCUUCGUUGCAGAACCCGGAGAUCAGUGCCGGCCCUCGCAUCUUCGACGAGAAGCACCAGCGACAGAUCCCGCUGUCUCGCAAGCAGGUAGACGUCGUUGCGCCGCUGGGCGCUGCCCACACGCGUCGCCCGCCGCCCGUGCACAGUGCGGACCUUUACCCGCCGGACCUGCCGAGCUUCGAGCAGCUCUCUCCGGACCAGCCCUGCUCCAGCGAACGGCAAUACCGCGAGAAAUCGGCGCAACUGCGCGCCAAGCACGACCAGAGCAUCGUGCACGUGGAGGGCACGAAAGCGCACUACGACGCGCAGGCGGUGCGCAUUUUGGAAACAACCGGGGACCGCGUGCGCCGCCGGUCCAAGGAACGCACGCAGGACUUGUUCCAGAAAGCCGGAGCAGUGCUGGAGGUGAACGAUUUAGCGGACCAGGCCGCGAAAAACCGAACCUCCGGCGCGGAUCGGAAGCGCAACUUCAUGGCCAGGUCCAAAACGCAGUCCGCGGGGGGUGGCGACCUGGAAGCGUUGCUGGCCCAAAUGUCCGACGAGGACGAACACCACUCUUCCUCCUCUGAAGGCGGGGUCGGAGGGCCACAAGCCGCUGCUGGCGGCCUGGGUGGAAAGAAGGGAGGGAAAAAAGGUAAGGGCAAGAAGGGCGGGAAAUUCGGCGCGUUGCAGAAAACAUCGUCGAGUUCAUCACCUGGUACUACGGCUGCAAAGAACAAAACGCCCUUUGGACAGCGCGGACCCGCCGGCGCAGUGGCCGUCGAAGCCGUUGCGUCGAGUAGUGCGACGUCCUCUCCCAGCCCGAGUAGCGAAGAAAACUGCGCGGCCGACAAAGCGCUACAAGAGAAGUGGCACGGCCCCGAUGCGCUGACAAACAAAAAGUCAUUCUUUCAGUUGUACCAGGAUCUGCGGCUAGCCGCCACCUUACCCGACUGGAAACGGCGCAAAGAAUAUUACCUGCUGGAGGAUCUGUUGCAGGUCUGGACCAGCGACCAGACGCAAGAGCGACUGCGCCAACAGAAACAUCUGAAGCAAAGAAUGGACGCCGACCACGCGACGCUGAUGCACAACGAAAAAACGUGGCGGGACGUUGGCAAGCGCUGCUGGCGGAUCGUUUGGGGCUCCACGCCGGAAGGUGCAGGUGGCGCCGCAUCUUCUGCUGACGGCACCUCCGCUGCCCCUGCGCAGCCGACCCGGGAACAGCAGAUCCGGGAGCGCCGUCGCAAGCGGCAAACGCUGGGGAAGCUGAAGGUCGUUUUCGACAACUGGUACAUGGUGAUUCAAACCAUGCUGGAAGAAGCAAAGUUGAAAAAGGAGAAAAAAUGGUCCCUGAUUAGCGACUACGACGACGCACGGGUGGAGUAUUUCGUCAUCGGGGGCGUCGAGCGUUUAUCCAUUUUCGGCGACGCCUACGACCAGCACAUGGCACCGACGGUGCAAACGAUGGUCGACCCCCGUGCCGCGAGUACCGGACCCAGGAGAAGAUCCUCGGUCAUCAGCGACAAAGACAAACUCGACGGAAUGAUGAAACUGUAG